UCCGGAAUGGUAGGAGAAGUAGUACUCAUGAUCAUGGCAUCGCAUUUACUGAUUUUGUAUUAGAAGCUGCUAAGAUAUUAAAAAACUACAACGAUAAUGACCUUGAAGAUGUAUUUGCUGUUAUUGGAGAUGAAACAAGGAGAUACAUUAAUAGAAAUGGUGAGUUACAUGAGUUGUUUGGUAGUAGUAAUAUGAGAAGACAUCUAAGCGAACAAUUGGAAGAUUUGAGAGAAAUGCAGGCUGAUAUGUUGCGUGAGCAUUUGAACACAGCCAUUAUUACCGUUAAAAAUAAAAAGUAUAAUGGAGAAAAAAAUGAUUUACUUGACAUAGGAGAUUUUGUGUACAUCGGUGGACAUGAUAAGUUGAGAGCAGUACUCAGAGAUCUAGAAAAAUUAGGAAGAUCUACAGAUGUGCGUUUAGAAAACGUCUUGAGGCAUACAUUGAGAUCUUUAAUUUUUGAUCAUUUUUCCAAACUAAAUUAUAACAUUAAACGCGAACUGAUAGAAAUGGCCAAAGAUUACUGGAGAGUAUCAAGUAGCAAACAAUGGAACAGACAAACACGCCCAACAACGUUAACGUCACUGGAAAUGGAUUAUACAAGUAAAAGCGAUAAACACGUUUAUAGAAACAGAGUAAGUUUUAAUGCACAUAAGCGACAAGAAAUUAGUGAUGUGCGGCCAAUUCAAAGAACUAAAAAAACGUACAAUGCUAGCCAGCAUGUAAAUAAAAGGUAUAAAUAUAGAAACAGAAUCCCAAAAGACCGAGAAGCUGUCACAGCGUUUACUAAAUUAAACAAAUAUAAGGAUAUCACUAGACUAACUCUUUCCGAUGAGACCAUAAAUCCAGCCUUUGAACCUGAAUCUGACAACAAAACUACAGUUGAAAAUAAAAAGUCCUCAAAAGUCUCGAGAAAACAUAUAAAGAAAAAUAAGUUCACUCCUUCAAUUACCCUAACCCAAACGAAAAAACCAAAACUUUCAAAAGAUGAUAGCGAUAAACCUAUAGAUUCACCGUAUUCAGAUUUCAUGUUACUAACGGGCGGACAGAACGUCCAAGAAGUUGAUUUACGAGGCCAGUCAUCUGGAGAGACAAAUGAAGAUUAUGAAGAACCUGAUAAGACAAAUGAAGAACAACAGGCAUCGAAAAAGACUGUCGCAGGUUAUCAUCCCACUGCAAAGUACUUAUCUAUAGAAAGGUUCAUAACGAUUAAGAAAAAAAAGAUACCGGAGGCGAAAGAAGAAAAAGAUGACAAAAGAGUUGUCAGUGUUACCGUUGCAAAUAUAUCGGGUGAAGGUUUAAGUAUAGAAAGUUAUGAAAAUGACUAUGAUCUUGAAAUCGAAGAAAAGCUUGAAAAAAAACCGUAAACUUGAAAACGACCGUAAUCAUACAAACAAUCGUGAACUUGUAAACGCCCAUAAAAUUAAAAAUAACGGUAAACGUGAAAACAACCAUGAACUUAAAACUGACCGUAAACUUGAAAACAAAGUUAUCAGAAAAUAUAUCAAAAACGACAAAUUAGAAAUUGAGCAUUCAGAAGCUGAAAACGACCAUGAACUUAAAAAUUACCGUAAACUUGAAAACAAAGUCAUUAGGAAUAUAUCAAAAACGACACAUUAGAAAUUGAGAAUUCAGAAGAUGAAAACGACAGUGAACUUAAAAAUCAUCGUAAACUUGAAAACAAAGACAUCAGGAAAAAUAUUAAAAAUGACACAGUAGAAAUUAAGAACUCAGAAGCUGAAAACUACCGUGAAGUUGAAAACGACCGUAAACAUGAAAAUAAAGUCAACAGGAAAUAUAUCAAAAACGAUACAUUAGAAAUUGAGAAUUCAGAAGAUGAAAACGACAGUGAACUUGAAAAUGACAGUAAACUUCAAAACGACCGUAAACUUGAAAACAAAGUUAUUAGGAAAUAUAUCAAUAACGACACAUUAGAAAUCGAGAAUUCAGAAGCCGAAAACGACCCUGAACAUGAUAACAACCGUAAAGUUGAAGACAAAGUCAUUAGGAAAUAUAU
Cydia pomonella (codling moth) is the source of this 2014-nucleotide messenger RNA. RefSeq lists its product as uncharacterized. The record is from RefSeq and is a predicted model, not a curated record. Bases 192 to 1364 code for a protein of 390 amino acids. The transcript is spliced from 2 exons. Lineage: Eukaryota; Metazoa; Arthropoda; Insecta; Lepidoptera; Tortricidae.